AUGUCGCAGACAAAGGACAUCGCGCCAUUCCCUACUGAGGGCGACCUCGACAGUAAAACCUCCACAACGGUCGGCGCUGCUCCAUCUGCGACCAGUACUGCCCAACAGGGUGACAACAUUGCGCAUGCUCUGGCUGGCGCCGGUGGUGGCCUUGUUGCCAUGACCCUGACAUACCCUCUGAUUACCCUUUCUACUCGCGCUCAGGUUGAAUCCAAGCGUGCCGACACCUCGACCCUGGACGCAAUCAAGCACAUCAUAAACAGAGAGGGCAUCAGCGGACUGUAUGCCGGUCUUGACAGCGCUCUGUUCGGUAUCUCGGUCACGAAUUUUGUCUAUUACUACUGGUAUGAAUGGACCAAAUCCGCCUUCGAGAACGCAGCCAUCAAGGCUGGCCGCGCAAGUAGAAAACUCACCACACUUGAAGGCAUUGCAGCCGGGGCCAUUGCAGGAUCCGCCACUGUCCUGCUCACAAACCCUAUCUGGGUUGUCAACACCCGGAUGACUGCUCGAAAGAAUGAGAGCGAGGAGGUCCUUCCUGGUGGUGAGAAGAAGCCUGUGCGAAAGCCUACUACUAUUGGGACUUUGUUGAAACUAUUAAAAGAAGAGGGUCCUUCGGCAUUGUUCGCCGGCGUCCUCCCAGCACUGGUGCUGGUCAGCAACCCAAUCAUACAGUACGGGCUUUACGAGCAGGCCCGUAAUUUCAUCGAAAGCCGCCGGAAAGUUGGACCUCGGGACGCCUUCUAUCUCGGGGCCCUCACCAAGCUUUUAGCUACUUCCAUCACAUACCCAUAUCUCACAGUGAAGUCUCGUGCCCAUGUCGCUGGCAAGGACGCCAAGUCGGUGGGAAUUCUUUCUACGUUGAACAAUAUCGUCAAAGAAGAGGGGUAUGGAGGACUUUAUAGAGGUAUUGCACCAAAGAUUAGCCAAAGUGUUCUUACUGCUGCAUUCCUCUUCGCAUUCAAGGAUGUCUUCUAUGAGAUGACUGUGAAGGCUCGUAGAAAGGCACUUGCUGUCAAAGCAGCAUAG
Molecule: messenger RNA, 1026 nt
Organism: Exophiala bonariae
Lineage: Eukaryota; Fungi; Ascomycota; Eurotiomycetes; Chaetothyriales; Herpotrichiellaceae
Exons: 2
Coding region: 1-1026 (341 amino acids)
Biological process (GO): transport
Cellular component (GO): peroxisomal membrane
Molecular function (GO): FMN transmembrane transporter activity; AMP transmembrane transporter activity; ATP transmembrane transporter activity
Source: RefSeq, a predicted model, not a curated record